Lasiosphaeria miniovina is the source of this 2697-nucleotide messenger RNA. RefSeq lists its product as uncharacterized. The record is from RefSeq and is a predicted model, not a curated record. The transcript is spliced from 3 exons. The coding region runs from base 143 to 2587 and encodes 814 amino acids. NCBI's taxonomy places the organism in Eukaryota, Fungi, Ascomycota, Sordariomycetes, Sordariales, Lasiosphaeriaceae.
GACUAGUCUCGUCCAGGUCCUGUUUACAAGACAACCGCCCUUAAGCCCGUGCGCCAAGUGCUAUCAUCUGAAAAAAGGUUGUUGCCGCGCCGUCUUCCGUUCCAUCGUGGCCUUUCGUCCCAUCACUUGGCCCGACGGCGUCAUGGCUUCAAGAAUAGAAGUCGCCAGCGUUGCUGCCGGGUCGCACGCUUGCGAUCACUGUGGCAAAUCGUUUCCUCGUCUCUGUGACUUGAACAAGCAUGCAAAGUCCCACAGCCGGCCCUUCAAGUGCAGCUUCACUUCAUGCAAGUAUCAUGACCACGGCUGGCCGACAGCCAAAGAGCUCGAACGGCACGUCAAUGAUAAGCACUCAGAGGCCCCGCGUGUCUUCCCCUGCUACUUUGACCGCUGUACCUACACCUCCAAGCGGGAGUCCAACUGCAAGCAGCAUAUGGAAAAGGCACAUGCUUGGAAAUACAUAAGGAGCAAAUCCAACGGCAAACGACUCGCCAUACCUCACACCGGACACGCCUACCAUCUAAAGUCAGAGCUUUCGUCUCCCGCCGAGCCGGGCACCCAGGUUCCGAGAAGCUUGCCAACGCCAAACGCCGACUUUGUCCUUUUCCCUCCCGAAUCGGACACCUCGGUCGUGCUGGGGGAGGAGGACGACGACCUGUAUCUCGGCUACGAAGAGGGCCGAGGCGCCGAGUCUCAAGUCUACCUGCCCUGGACGUCUCCCAUGACGCGCCUUCGCAAGAACGAGUCAGUAAUUGAGAUGUUCACCCAGACGUACAACGGCGCUCCCGAAAAGACGACCAGAAGCAGCCAAGGCGAUUCCCUCGUAGACCCAAGACUCUCGCAGUACUCGCCUCUUGACGUGCUCGGCCAGCGCAUGUUCGAGAACCGCAGGGUUUUCGCCGGCGACGGCUCUAUCAAGCUUGAAGCUACAAGCACAAUAACGGAUCGGCUGUCGUCGGUCAAGAGAAAGAGCGACGCCAGCUCAGUGUCUGGCGACUCAACUUCGGAGAGGCUUGAUCGGUCUGCAGCCGCCCCUUCUUCCUCAAAUACACCCCUUAUGCCCGGCCUUGAGUAUUCGAACACCGGAGAACAGACGCCCCAUACAACACAGGCCACGCGCAAAUUCCCGUCCGGCCGCCGACGCAGUUAUGAUGAAGGUAGUCAGCCUCCGACGAAGAAGCUCAAGCCCACUGACGAAGAGAAUUUUACGGACACCAAUAUGCCCGAUGUCUUCCGUUUCGCUCACCCCCAGAUCUACGAUAGAGAUCAAAAAGAGAGGUACUCGCCGUGCCACUCGCUGCAUCGAGAUAUCUCGACCCUCGUGCGACACCUAAGCCGACCGGCCCAUCGCCUCAAUGUGACGGUCCGAGCCAUUUCGUCCUUUGAGAUGCCAGACGAAGAUUUUAGGCAUCCGAGGGUAGCCUUGUGCCGCCGGUGCUGGCGAACAUUUGUCGAGCGAAAAGCAUUCGACCAACACAUCUCGGGUAGCUGUGAGAAGGUGUCCAAAGGAAAACGAGAAAAGUGGCGCAUUCUACUCGACACCUUCACUCCACUCGUUCCAGAGACCCAACCAUUUGGCCGUCUAGCCUUGAGCGUUGAUAAUACUGAUGAAGACGUGGAAGUGGAGACGGGACGCUCGUCUAGCCAUAUGGACAGCCCCUUCACUGCCCGUGGAGAUCUCGAUUUCCAUAACCAUUUUACGCCUCACCUAACUCCAGUGUCACCCGCAGCCCCUCUCCGCCUCGAGACUGCUGGCCUUUCGGGUCCUACUGUAGCCAAGGAUUUUGUUCCAGCCUCUGAGCAUCUGAGACUCCAGAAAGAGCUUCACGAGAAACACCAGCAGCUUGAGCAGGUAACGAAGGCCUUGUUUGCCCUCGGAAGUACUGGGCAGGGGUCUCCGGACGUCCUCUUAACCAUGAGGACCGGAAGGUCACCUGCUCCAAGGUCGCGGGCGGCAAGUGGGCCCAAGACACAGUCAGACGGCUCAGACCAAGACAGCCUGGUCCUCCACAUGGAUUCCCAGCCUACAGAUGUAGAUGUGCAGGGGUUGAUGCACGAAGCUCAAGAGACGCUGUCGAGACAGAACUCGGGGUUGAGUUCAACAUCUCGCUCUACCAUCCACCACGUUCCGACCAGCCCACCACCACUAGCCACUGAGUCCGGCAGCGAUGGAUGCGGUGAUAUGGAAGCCCAGAUCAGGGAACCCAUAUCGGGUCGGCGGCCCCCUGAGUCGCUUCCAGACUCGGCCUACGGCACCGACCCAAGGAGAGGCAGCCUCGGCGACAUGGCAAACACGGCUGCAGCAAUGGGGAGAGAAUCAGACAGCCAUUUUUCUGACAACUAUCACCACAAGAUGACACUUCUGGACCCCCGCGAUAGCCACAAAAGAGGGGGCGAGUCAUCGGCUGACGAGGGAGUCACCUGGACAAAUCCCUUUGAUGCGCACGCCGGGCAGACCGAGCAUCAUACGUUUGAUCAUGAGGAGGGGCAUUCAGAGCCCUACGACCCAUCUUUUCACUUUUUAGAACACGAACACGACUACAGCUCGCCGAACCCACUCGAUCUUGAACAGUACAACUUUUCCAUGUAGCGCGAUAUAUAAAGGAUUGGCGUACGGCAUUGGGAGUGUUGUUUUCUUUUCUUUUCUUCCGUGGCGGUACGAUACGAUACGAUACGAAACGAUUAAAUGGGGCAUUGGGU